Closterium sp. NIES-67 is the source of this 1000-nucleotide messenger RNA. NCBI's taxonomy places the organism in Eukaryota, Viridiplantae, Streptophyta, Zygnematophyceae, Desmidiales, Closteriaceae. The record is from the annotation of a GenBank genome assembly.
CUCCACAAACAGAACCAGUAACUGCCACUGUAUGUCAUGCCCGUCAUGCCCCAAUCCUACCCCUUUUAACCCUUUUACCCACCCUUUCCGCCCUCCCCCCCAAGCCAGGCCCCCGCCUCCCCUCCCUCGACAACCAUUCAACCCGCGCUCCACCAGAAGUGCACGUGCAAAAUGGUUAGGCCUGUGGGAGGAGGGACACACCCAGCGCAGCAGGCGGUGUCAGAGGCCCGGCGAGGCACAGUGUCCAUGACGUGCCACAUGGGUCCUCUCGUCGCGGUGUGGCGUGUGGGUUUGACGGGGAAGUGUAGGCUACAGGACAGGGUCGCCACAGUGGACGAUCUGAUUUUUUUCCUUGCCCAACAUGCCAAGGCCGCAGCCACAGCAAAGCUGUUGGAGGGACACAAGAAAGCAUACGGGAUCAUAUUCGCGAGCCGUGUGCGAGAUGGACCCGCCUCUGCCGCACAACUCCUAGCGCGAACCACUGGGGCUCUCCGUGGGGUCAGAUUUGGGUUUCCGCUCUACAAGUGGACAGAGGCCGGAAAGUAUAGACUGGCUGAGGGCAAUGGAUGGGGUGGCGCACGCCAAGGGCAAGCCUACGAAGCACAAAAGGAUGCCACCCUCACCGCUGUGAGGGAUGGGCAGAGCAGGGGAGAGAGCGGGGAGCAUCGUGGGCUGCCCAGAGGAAGUCUCCGGGCACACCUCGCUGCCAUGCGUGGAGCCAAGCCCAAUACUUGGGCAUGAAGCAAAAGUGGAGGCUCCCAUAGUGGAAGACUGGGUGGGAUAGGUUUGGGGGCGAGGGUAACACGCGUUCCCACUGGCGGCAGCGUCGGUAAUCUGGGCGGCGAUUGUGGUGCACGCCCGUGGUGCCGUUGGGGUGUUGGCCGGGCGGGGUUGGUGUGGAUUAUUCUUGUGCAUCAUAAAUAUAACCGCACAUGUCCCACUAACACGGAUGCCUUGUGAUGGCCACAAUCGCUCACUGGCAAGGGGUACAAAACAUUUC